ACUCUAUGUCGCUGUAGUUUAGGGCUCCUACUUGUGCUUUGGGUCUGGGCUGCACUUUUGUGGGGUUUAGCAUUUCUGCAGGGGUUUGCGUCGAUGGCAUGGGCGCCUGCCUUUCAGCUUGCGGUAUUCAGGUUUUGAAGUUUUGGUGCAUAAGAUUGGUGAUAUUUUAUUCUUUUAUUGGGAGUAAGGUAAUGCGGCAUAAGUAUCAGUUAGGAUGGUGAUAAUGUGGCUAGGCUGAGCGUUUAUGUGAUGCCUUUGUGCUCAUUUCUCCGAUCGACCAAUCAGUUUGACCAAAGAGUGAUGGGACUUAACAUGAGUUCAGUGCAUUUGACUAGUGUUGCUCUGAGGUGCAAUUUGCCUUCUGCUACAUAUUGUUUUUGCAGUUUGUAUACGAUUUUUCUGAAUAUGCCCCAAGACAUGAGAUAGUUCUCUACAAAAUAUCGGAAAGAUGGCAUCAAAAGGUCCUCGAUCAAAGUUAGAUCAUGAGACAAGAGCCAGACGCCAGAAGGCUCUUGAAGCCCCAAGGGGGGAGCCUCGAAGGACGAAAACUCACUGGGACCAUCUUCUUGGAGAAAUGGCUUGGCUGGCAAAGGAGUUUGAUGCUGAGAGAAAAUGGAAGCUGUCCAUGGCUAAAAGGAUUGCUCAAAGAGCUAAUAAGGGUGUAGUUGACCAAGCAACAAAGGACGAGAGAAAACAGAAGGAGGAAGAAGUUCGCCUGAGAAAAGUUGCCCUAAAUAUUUCUAAGGACGUGAAGAAGUUCUGGACCAAAAUAGAGAAGCUGGUUUUUUAUAAGAACCAACUGGAGCUUGAGGAAAGGAAAAAAAAGGCCCUAGACAAGCAACUUGAUUUCCUCUUAGGACAGACUGAAAGAUAUUCAACAAUGCUGGCAGAAAAUCUUGUUGAUGUGCGCCUUCAAAAUCAAGAAAAUGACUCUUUACAGACUAAUCAAAGAUCCCAGCAGGAACUAGCACAAGAGAACAUAAAUGCAUCAAGUCCGACUGAUGUUGACAAUGUGGAAAUCGAUGAUGAUUACAACAGUUCCUUGGGUGAAGAGCCAAAAGAUGAUGAACACACAAUCGAUGAGGAUGAAGCUCAAAUUACGGAGGCUGAGCGCAACGAGGAAUUGGCUGCUUUGCAGGCAGAAGCUGAUCUACCACUGGAUGAUAUUCUCAAGUUGUACACUAAAAAUAAAGUUCAAGCUUUCUCAGUUAGCAGGGAAAGCAGUCCAGAUGGCAGAGACGUUUUUAGUGACUCAGAUUCAAAGGAUUUGAUUAAAGAUCCUUUGAACCAGGCUAAUGGAUGCAACGAUGAAUCUGAUCAUACUUCAAGUGAUGAAGGCAUUUCUUCUGAGGAAGCAGAUGAUUACCAGUCUUACUCUGAGUUUGUGAAAAAGAACACUGUGAAAUGCAAUGGCAAUAUCUCAUCUGUUGAUGCAAAGGACGACGAAGAUUAUGUUGCUAAUGAUGAAGGAAAGGAUGAUGAAGCUACUUUGUCUGAAGAGGAAGAGUUGGCGAAGAAAGAAGACUGUGAUCCUCUAGAUGAGGUUAAGUUACUGCAGAAAGAGAGUGAGAUCCCACUUGAAGAACUUCUUGCAAGAUACCAAAAGGAUGGCUAUGCAGAUGAUGACACAACAGAAUUGGAAAAUUCACCUGCACUAUCAGUUGAGGAUGUCAAUGCCAACAUGCCUGUGGAUGAUGAGUCUGCAGACACCGUGGAGGUAAACAGGGAUCUUUCUGCAGAUACCAUGAAACUGACCAGAGAUCAGUCUGCAGAGACCGUAAAAGUGAAUAAUGACCAGUCUGCAGAGAUUGUGGAGGGCAACAAUGACACAUUUGAAGAUCAUGAAUCUGCAGGCAUGCUGGGACCUGAGCAUGUCAGUGGUAGUGUUCUACAACUAGAAACAUCAGAGCCUAUUGUACAGGAAAAUACUGCUAAAGAGGGUGAUGUAACUGAUACUAAAGCGAUGGCCAAUGGAGAUAAUAGUGAUGUGAUUGCUGAUGCUGCAGCUGCUGCAAGAUCAGCACAACCGACUGGUAACACGUUCUCAACAACAAAUGUGCGGACAAAAUUCCCUUUCCUUCUUAAGCAUUCUCUACGAGAAUAUCAGCACAUUGGACUGGACUGGCUUGUUGCUAUGUAUGAAAAGAGGCUGAAUGGAAUUCUAGCAGAUGAAAUGGGUUUGGGGAAGACAAUUAUGACCAUCUCCUUGCUAGCACACCUUGCAUGUGAGAAGGGAAUAUGGGGUCCACAUCUUAUUGUAGUGCCAACUAGUGUUAUGCUAAAUUGGGAGACUGAAUUUCUCAAAUGGUGUCCUGCGUUUAAAAUACUGACAUAUUUUGGAAGUGCAAAAGAGAGAAAACAGAAACGUCAAGGUUGGAUGAAACCAAAUUACUUCCAUGUAUGCAUCACUACAUACAGGCUUGUUAUUCAGGACUCCAAAGUGUUUAAGCGAAAAAAAUGGAAGUAUCUUAUUCUUGAUGAGGCUCAUUUGAUAAAGAACUGGAAAUCACAAAGAUGGCAGACUUUACUAAAUUUUAAUUCGAAGCGACGCAUUCUUUUAACUGGAACUCCUCUACAAAAUGACCUCAUGGAACUUUGGUCUCUCAUGCACUUUUUGAUGCCUCAUGUAUUUCAGUCACAUCAAGAGUUCAAGGACUGGUUCUGCAAUCCAAUUUCAGGCAUGGUAGAGGGCCAAGACAAGGUAAACAAAGAAGUGAUAGAUCGGUUGCACAACGUCCUUCGUCCGUUUAUACUUCGUCGAUUGAAACGGGAUGUGGAGAAACAGUUGCCACAGAAGCAUGAGCAUGUCAUAUAUUGCCGACUUUCCAGAAGGCAAAGGAACUUGUAUGAAGAUUUCAUUGCAAGCUCAGAGACACAGGCAACAUUGGCAAGUGGAAAUUAUUUUGGCAUGAUUAGCAUCAUUAUGCAGCUUAGAAAGGUUUGUAACCAUCCAGAUCUUUUUGAAGGCCGUCCAAUUAUCAGCUCUUUUGACAUGGCAGGGAUCAACAUGCAAAUCAGCUCUUCUGUUGGCAUGGUCCUUGAUAAAGGCCCAUUUUCUCAGGUUGACCUGUCAGAUAUGAAUUUUGUAUUUACUCAAAAUGAAUAUAAUAUGACUUCUUGGGAGGAAGAUGAGGUUGCUGCCAUUUUUUCUCCAAGCAUAACCCUCAGGGGUUCUGGCAUUUCUCGCUCUACUAAUGAUGGUCAGAGAAGCAAUGGGACAAAUAUUUUUGAAGAGAUUCACAAUUCUUUGUGGGAGGAGAGAAUAAAAGAAGCUAAUGAAAGAGCAGCUUCCAUUGCAUGGUGGAAUAGGGUAAGAUGCCAGAAGAGGCCUGUUUAUGGCACAAAUAUUCGGGAGGUUUUGACCAUAAAGCAUCCUGUGUCUGAUAUUCUCGAGAAGAAGAAGAACCCUUUAUGCCACAUGGAAUUUUCAUCAAGCCUAGCAAAUCUUGUUCUAUCAUCGGUGGAUCGCUUCAAGACAAUGCUUGAUUUUAUUGAGUCAUUUACUUUUGCAAUUCCUGCUGCACGAGCGCCUGCACCAUUAUUCUGGUGCAACAAAGGGAAAUCUCCUGUUCUUAUUGAACCAGCAUACAGAGAGAAAUGCAUGAAUGAGUUUUCUCCUGUUUUCUCUCCUAUAAGGCCUGCGAUUGUUCGCCGUCAAGUGUACUUUCCUGACAGGCGUUUGAUCCAGUUUGACUGUGGAAAGUUGCAGGAACUUGCUAUUUUGUUGAGGCGUUUGAAGUCAGAAGGACACAGGGCCUUGAUAUUUACUCAGAUGACUAAGAUGCUUGAUAUACUGGAGGAGUUCAUUAAUCUAUAUGGGUAUACGUAUUUGCGGUUAGAUGGAUCAACCCAGCCAGAAGAGAGGCAGACACUGAUGCAGAGGUUUAAUACUAACCCAAAGUUUUUUCUUUUUAUCUUAUCCACUCGUAGUGGUGGUGUGGGAAUCAACCUAGUAGGUGCAGACACUGUCAUUUUCUAUGAUAGUGACUGGAAUCCUGCAAUGGACCAACAGGCCCAAGACAGAUGCCACAGGAUAGGUCAAACUCGUGAAGUUCACAUCUAUAGACUGAUCAGUGAGAGCACUAUAGAGGAGAAUAUACUCAAGAAAGCCAAUCAGAAGCGAGCUCUUGAUGAUCUAGUGAUACAACGCGGUAGCUACAAUACAGAGUUCUUCAAGAAGCUUGAUCCUAUGGAAUUCUUUUCUGGGCACUCAUCACUUCAUGCAGAGAAUCAGCAGAAGGAUUGCUCUCUGUCUGCUGGACCCUCAAACGGAACUAAUCUGGCGCUGUCAAAUGUUGAUGUUGAAGCAGCUAUUAGACAGGCAGAAGAUGAAGCUGACUAUAUGGCUCUCAAGAGGCUGGAGCAGGAAGAGGCCGUGGACAAUCAAGAGUUCAGCGAGGAGGCUGCUGGAAGACUUGAGGAGGAUGAUCUUGUAAACGAGGAUGACACUAAACCUGAUGAACACACCAAUGAAGAGCAUAAAUAUCAGUGUUCUGAUUUGGUCAAGGACAAGCAUGUUGCUUUAUCUAUAAAUCAAUUAGAUGAAGAAAAGGCUAUAACUUUGGCUGGAGGAGAUGGAGAUAUUGACAUGCUUGCUGAUGUUAAGCAGAUGGCUGCUGCAGCUGCUGCAGCAGGUCAAGCAAGUUCGUCUUUUGAAAAUCAGCUCCGGCCAAUUGAUAGAUAUGCCAUGCGGUUUUUGGAACUCUGGGAUCCAAUAAUUGAUAAAGCUGCUAUAAACUAUCAGGUCAAUGUUGAAGAGGAAGAAUGGGAACUUGAACGCAUUGAAAAACUCAAAGAAGAUUUAGAAGCAGAAAUUGAUGAAGACCAGGAACCACUUUCUUAUGAGUCAUGGGAUGUUGAUUUUGCUACUACAGCAUAUCGGCAACAUGUUGAGGCUCUAGCUCAAAAACAGUUGUUUGAGGAACAAGAAAGACAAGCCCGUGAAGCAGCAAAAGAGUUGGAGGAAAAGAAUGAUAAUAGCACUCAACGAAAAAAGUCAAAAAAGAACAAGAAGAAGGCAGCGAAGUUCAAAUCUUUGAAGAAAGGACGUUUAUCAUCUGAGUCAGAGGUUAUGGUUGAGGAAACAUCAGUAGAUACUAUGAGCAUUGAUGACAAUGCACCCUCACCAGAGCUAAUGAGCGAUGAAUCAGCACACCAUCAUUCUAACAAGCAUAAGAGGAUAAUGUCAACCAAUGAGGAAGAGAACAGCAAUAGCAGAAGCCUGAAGAAGCUCAAGAAAGCCCCUAAAUCGAGUUUCAGUUCCGAGGCCUUAUCACCUAAGCAUUUUCUUGAAGGCAAGCAGCUUAAGUUGAAAGAUGAACUUAAUGAUUCUGAUCCCAAAUCGGGGGCAAGAAUUAAGAGUGAUGGCCGAAUUUCUGUCCCAUGCAUGCCAGUAAAGCGUGUCAUGGUAAUCAAGCCUGAGAGAUUGAAGAAGAAGAGCCUAUGGUCUCGCGAUUGUGCUUCAGACUCGUGGACAACUGAGGAAGAUGCUGUUCUUUGUGCAACUGUAAAUGAGUACGGCCCUCUUUGGGAACUGGCUAGUGAUUCUCUUCAUUCUGUACCAGGUGGUGCAUUUUAUAGAGGAAGAUACCGUCACCCUGUGCAUUGCUGUGAGAGAUUCCGGGAAUUAGUCUGCAAGCACAUCUUAUCAGCAACAGACAAUUCAAACAGUGAGAAGGUUCCUUCUGGGACUGGGAAGGCUAUCUUGAAAGUAUCUGAGGAUCAAACUCAGAUGUUGCUCAAUGUAAUCAGCGAGCUUCCUAACAAUGAAUUGCUUCUCCAGAAACAUUUCAUGGCUGUUCUUUCAUCUGUUUGGAGAUCGAAGUCUGCCUGUGAGUCCCACUGUGUUAUGAGUUACUCUAACACACUCCAGAAACCUGGCAGACUCAGCGAGAACUGGUCCAUGACAAACUUCAGACCAAACUUUAAUCUAGUAAGGACAGCCCUCGCAGAUGCUCAGGUUCAAUGUCCAAGAAUGGUAGUUCCAACAAGCAAUCAUGAGUCCCGCCGUAACUUUUUGGAAUUGGAAUUGGAUUUCUUGACAGAUCGAGAUGAUUAUGAGGCGGACUUUCCAUCUGUUGUUAACGUGUCCAUACUAGAACCGGAACCAUUAAAACAUGCUGUGGAGCCAGUGGAGCACUCACUACUGUCCACACUUUCUUAUAGACAUGCUGAGAACAGAUUCAGGAUGGUAUCAGAAACUUGUUUUGAAGGGGAAGGUUCUCACUGGGCCUCAUCUGCUUUCCACACAUACGAUGCCGGUCGGCAUAAAUCUGGUCCUAAGUCCAUAGGAAAGCACAAAGCAUCAUCAGAAUCUGGAAGGCCUCCCAAAUCCAAAAUUCAAAGGACCACUGAACCACAGGAAGUGCCGGUUACAAAUAAUUUUCAUAGGAUUCCGGGGCAACUUCUGCAUAACUCAGCAGAGUUCCACAUUACCCAGUCCCUAUCUGACCUUGGCAUCAGUGAUUCUGAAUUCACCUACUUUGAUAAUCUUCCUCAAGAGGCUGAAACAGAGUUUGUUCCGUACCAGUAUGACUCUGAUGUCCUUUCUGGCAUUGAGGAGUUGGAUCCUCUUACAGAUUUCACAGACAUCGGAUGAGAACAAAUGAACAUAUUGCUCUGGAUGUCAUGCCCUUUCUUUUAAAGAGGACAUUAGAUUGUCAACGGUAGGAGCCCAAGGAUACACAGAUUGAGUCGCUCGCCACACAGAAUUGAUGCAAGCUUGAUGGCGAUUGGUGGGAGCGAAGCUAUUUGCUUGAUGUGGUCACAAUGACCUUACAAGCUUGGAGGGUUUGGUUAGCACUAAUGGAGGCAUUGGGUACUUUCUAUACAUGUAUGUAUAUUGGUAGCGUAGGCUCUUUAGAUGUAGAAUUGUAUUCCCUCAUUUAUGUUGAGGGAAGACUUUGUAACUUGGAAAUUUUGUUUAGCAGAUGCCAACAGAGAAGGGAAAAGAGGAAGGCCCUCGGCACCACCCAAAUCAUUAUUUCUCGUGUGUUGCUCAUUGGCCCGUUCAAUCCAGCCUUUUUGGCUACCAGUUGCCUGUUUGGCACUGAAUUUUUUUCAGAUGUUUACCUUCGUGGUGGUUGUCCCCACUUGGUCAUCAAAAUCAGGAGUUUAGAAAUGACAUUCGCGGUUAAAUCCCUCGUGAAAUUCGAUAUUCUAAUUUCACUGGAGGAAAAAUUAUUUUGUUUGUGUAAUCCUGAAGUCUUGACUCCAUGGUAUCCAAGAGAGGUAAGACCACAUAUAGGUACAUCUGUACAUGCAUGCUACGCGCUGUAUAAAAUGUUUUGGUGAGUCGUGUUAUGGAUUU
This is a messenger RNA of Oryza sativa Japonica Group (Japanese rice), 7309 nucleotides long. Its product is annotated as protein PHOTOPERIOD-INDEPENDENT EARLY FLOWERING 1. Gene Ontology annotation, molecular function: histone binding; ATP-dependent chromatin remodeler activity; ATP binding. Gene Ontology annotation, cellular component: Swr1 complex. Gene Ontology annotation, biological process: chromatin remodeling. The record is from RefSeq and is a predicted model, not a curated record. NCBI's taxonomy places the organism in Eukaryota, Viridiplantae, Streptophyta, Magnoliopsida, Poales, Poaceae.